GUUACUGGUCUGCUCCUACCUGGCUCUGCCAGGACCAAGGGCAGGCUGAGGUUUCCUCACAGGGUCUUGUUGGUUGUUAGUGGGUGGGGAGCUUCUCCUGCUAGGGCCUCACUUGGGUAAUAUGACCUAAUGGAAAGACGUGGCUCCCACUCUCACCCUGUACUUUUGCCUGUCCCCAGUAUCCUGGGACAUCUUCCUGCCCCCUCCAGACUGAGACCAGCCCCUACAGCCCCCACUCUGCCUUCACCACAGCUUUCCUUUUCAUCUGGUGUCUGGUCUUCCCAGCACCCACCUACCCGCCCUUUUAGGGAGGUGCCGCAUGGCAGCCCGCCCCCUUCACACUGGUUUCCUCAGGAAAGGCCUUGGAAGGAAGCAGGGAGGGGGGAUGGGAGCCGUGGGGGCCAGACUAACAGGAGCCCUCUCGCUGGACUGGCCGCCAUGGGACUGAGGCUGCUCCCACUGUUGCUGCUCUGGACACAGGGGACCCAAGGGUCCAAGCUGGACCCCAAUGGACAACAUGUCUGCAUGGCCAGCAGCCCCUCUGCUGAGCUCCAGUGCUGCCCAGGCUGGAGGCAGAAAGAUCAAGAAUGCACUAUCCCCAUAUGUGAGGGGCCAGAUGCCUGCCAGGAAGAUGAAGUAUGUGUGAAACCGGGCCUCUGUCGAUGCAAACCUGGAUUCUUCGGGGCCCAAUGCAACUCCCGCUGCCCGGGCCAGUACUGGGGCCCCGACUGCCGUGAGAUCUGUGCCUGCCACCCCCAUGGCCAGUGCGAGCCGGCCACGGGCGUGUGUCACUGCCAAGCGGACCGCUGGGGCGGCCGUUGCGAGUUCGCGUGCACCUGCGGCCCCCACGGGCGCUGCGACCCCGCGACGGGCGCGUGCCGCUGCGAGCCCGGCUGGUGGUCGCCCACCUGCCGCCGUCCGUGCCAGUGCAACCCUGCGGCGGCGCGCUGCGAUCAGACCGACGGCUCCUGCCGCUGCGAGCCGGGCUGGUGGGGCCGCCGCUGCAGCUUCCGCUGCGCCUGCCACGGCUCGCCGUGCGCGCAGGAGAGCGGCCGCUGCGCCUGCCGGCCCGGCUGGUGGGGCCCCGAGUGCCGGCUGCCGUGCGAGUGCGUGCGUGGCCGCUGCAGCGCCGCCUCCGGCCAGUGCGCCUGCCCGCCCGGCUACCGCGGCGCCCGCUGCGAGCUGCCCUGCCGCGCCGGCAGCUACGGGCCUCACUGCCGCGACAGCUGUGGCCACUGCAAGCAGAAGGAGCCAUGCUCUGCAGACACAGGCAGCUGUGAGUCCUGCGAGCCAGGCUGGAAUGGGACCCAGUGCCAUCAGCCCUGCCCACCUGGCACCUUUGGCGAGAACUGCCGGCAGCAGUGCCCCCACUGCCAGCGUGGGGAGGCCUGUCAGCCAGACACUGGGCACUGCUGGCGUUGUGAUCCUGGGUGGCUGGGGCCCAGGUGUGAAGACCCCUGCCCGAUUGGCACCUUUGGGGAGGGCUGUAGCUCUACCUGCCCCACCUGUGUUCAGGGGUCCUGUGAUGCUGUGACUGGGGAGUGUGUCUGCAACACUGGCUACUGGGGACCCAGCUGCAACACUUCAUGCCCAUCUGGCUUCUAUGGCAACAACUGUUCUAUUCCUUGUGAAUGCCCAGAGGGACCCUGCAAUUCUGUCUCUGGGACCUGCCAGCUGGGGCCUCAUGGUCAGGAUGCCACCCUCAUCGCAGGCAUCCUUGUGCCUCUGCUGCUGCUCCUCCUGGGCAUCAUCUUCUGUGCCUGCUGCUGCUGGGCUGCCCGGUUGGACCCCAAGGACAGGCCAGCAAGUGACAGAGCUGCUAUGUCCAGGAUGAAGCUGCAGGUCUGGGGAGCACUGAGCAGCCUUGGCUCGGCGUUGCCCUGUGGUUCCUUUGGCAGCCACAAGCUUCCCUGGGUGACAGUCUCACACCACGACCCGGAGAUCCCCUUCAACCACAGCUUCAUUGAGCCGCCCUCUGCAGGCUGGGCCUCAGACGACUCCUUCUCUUCUGAUCCUGAGUCUGGAGAGGACGAGAGCCCUGCCUACUGCAUGCCACCCCAAGAAGGGAUGGUCACUGUGGCCCACGGAGAGUUUCCAGAGGCCAGCCUGCCUGAAGGUCCCGUCCCUCCUCCUGAGGACGCCUCCACACCAUUUCCCAUCCCGCGGACUUCCAGCCUAGCACGGGCCAAGCGGCCAUCAGUCUCCUUUGCCGAAGGCACGAAGUUUGCACCACAGAGUCGCCGAAGCUCAGGGGAGAUCUCCAGUCCUCUCCGAAAGCCCAAGCGGCUCCCCCGGGGGGCCCAGCUGGGUCCUGAAAGCCAGGAGGCUGAGGAGUCCAUGGGCUCAGAGAAAGCAGAAAUGGAUGAGACCCUUCCUGGUGCUGCCAGCCCCAGGGAUUCAGCCACUGGCCGCCGCCGCCUCCCCACGCUUGGUGGCUGGACAGUGGCUGAGCGAGUGGAAGCCAUUGAGGGCAGUGUCCUGGAGGGCUCAGGCUCCGUGACCACGAUCUAUAUGUUGGCAGGGACACCCCAGUUAUCUGAGGGACCUGUCCGGUCUGUUCUCCGACGUUUUGGUAGCUUCCAGAAAGGCCAGGCAGAGCCCAAGGUCAAGAGUGCCAUUCCUAAGCCUCCACGCCGGGCCCUUAGUCGAAAUAAGGGCAGCCCCGGGCUGGCCUCUGGCUCUGCCAUUCAGAGUCCCAGCUUAGCCCCGAAUGAUGAGCUCACUAGGCCCUUGGAGUCUGCUGGAACUGGGCCAGAGGAAGUGGCCAGGGGGCUAGGGGAUGGCAGCAAGAGCUCAGGGAGGGCCCAGGAGCUGGCCCCUGAGGGUGGCUCCCAAGAGCAGGAUCCCCAGAAGCUGGCGGAUGAGGAAGGGCAGGAGGAACCCCAGUAUGAGAAUGUUGCACCCAUCUCUGGGCCACCAGCACCCUGAGAACCUAAAUUUGGGGAGUGGGAAGUAUAUGGAUGGAGGGUAGGCAUCUGAACUGCCCCUGGAUCAGAUCGUGUUUUGUUGGAAAAAUAUCUCAGGGCCAGGAAAGACAUACUGGAGCCUCUGCCCUUUGAUAGGGAACUGUCAGAGUGGAGGCCAGUUGGCUCUGGGCCCUGGCAGUGCUCUGGGAGAGGUCUGGGAGGCCUGGGCAGAGACCCCACAGGGCAGGGUCAGGAAGGGGAAAAAGGUGACUGCAGGGACUUUUUCUCUGUUGUUCUGGACUCUUUGGGCUCAAAGCCUAUUCUUUUCUUCAUUGGCAAAACAUUUUUCUGAAAUGGGAAACAACCUAAAUGUUUGAUGAUAAAAGAUCGGUUAAAGAAAGAUUGCUUAUGAUAGGUUCCUAAACAGCCACGAAAAAUCAUAUUGUGUAAGAGUGUUUAAUACGGGAAAUAUGGGAGACUGUUAAAAAAAAAAUAUGGGAGACUGUUUAUGCUAUCAUGGGAAGUGUAAAAAAUAAGAUUUCUUUUUAUAAAUUUCA
This is a messenger RNA of Canis lupus familiaris (dog), 3463 nucleotides long. RefSeq names its product scavenger receptor class F member 1 (gene SCARF1). Bases 130 to 2928 code for a protein of 932 amino acids. The record is from RefSeq and is a predicted model, not a curated record. Gene Ontology annotation, molecular function: scavenger receptor activity. NCBI's taxonomy places the organism in Eukaryota, Metazoa, Chordata, Mammalia, Carnivora, Canidae. The transcript is spliced from 11 exons.